This is a messenger RNA of Cydia strobilella, 714 nucleotides long. RefSeq lists its product as uncharacterized. The coding region runs from base 89 to 595 and encodes 168 amino acids. The record is from RefSeq and is a predicted model, not a curated record. The transcript is spliced from 3 exons. NCBI's taxonomy places the organism in Eukaryota, Metazoa, Arthropoda, Insecta, Lepidoptera, Tortricidae.
UGAUUCAUUGUCCUUGUCACGUUGAAUUUGUUCACGUCGUUGUUCGGUUUUGGUUAAGUUUUAUAAAUAUCGUAGAACUUCUAUAAUUAUGUCCCUUAUACUUACGAAAGCUGCUUUAGCACUCAAAAACGCAGAGAACAAUUUUCAAUUUGUCAAAUUUGAAGCGCAUAAACCAAAAAAGAAGCAAGCAGAAGAAGACAAUGAGUUGAAACUUAGUCAGAAGGACUUGAAUCAAAAGAAAGACUUAGAUCUUAAGAAAAUCAGGCAUGAAGUUGUGAAAUUUGGUAUGUCAGGGUUCGACCCGUCGAAGAAAGAAGAAGCCAGGAUUGCACUUGCGGUUAGUUUAGGAGCAAAACCACCCAAGAAGGAAUAUCUCAACUACAAGGAACUAAUGCAGAAGAGGAAACAGGAGAAACAGAAGGAACAAGAAGAGAAGCAGAUGAUGAGAUCGAAGAGCAUGCUGCAGAGCGGUGGAAAGAAGAAGAAAAAGACUGGAAAUGAUGUUGGGCACUUGUUAGAUACAUACGGGAAGGUUCAGAAAAAGGAUUUGAAGAAAAAAGAUGGACCAAGUACUAAAAAGAAGAGAAAGAAGUGAUUAUUUACUUUUCAGUAGGUGUGUAUGAAUUACUUUCUGUUAGAUCAAGUUAUGUGGCAUUUCCUAUUUUGCCUUUAAGCUUUUGCUGCAAAAGCAAAUUAAAUGUUUAAGAAGUAUGA